This is a messenger RNA of Amblyraja radiata (thorny skate), 1181 nucleotides long. RefSeq names its product trans-Golgi network integral membrane protein 1-like. The transcript is spliced from 4 exons. Lineage: Eukaryota; Metazoa; Chordata; Chondrichthyes; Rajiformes; Rajidae. The coding region runs from base 117 to 986 and encodes 289 amino acids. The record is from RefSeq and is a predicted model, not a curated record. Gene Ontology annotation, cellular component: trans-Golgi network transport vesicle; trans-Golgi network; endosome.
CAGCGGCCUGAGACCCGAGACCCGAGUCCCCGCCCGUGGACCACUCCAGCUCCGGUGCCGGGGUUUGCGGGGAGCCGCGAACGGGGCCGCGUCACUCGCCUGGCUCCGAGGACGCGAUGAGGCUCCUGCUCGUCCCGCUGUUGUUGCUGGGCGUUUCAUUCUCCGGGGUUAAAAAUGAAAAACCGGAGGAGAAGGGGAUCGUUCCCGGGAAGCCGACACCGCUGAAGCCCGGCGUAGAGAGCAAUGUGACCGGUGGCGGUGGGUCGGCAGCGGCCAAGCUAGUGGUCGGAGGGCCAGAUAUCGGAGGGUCAAAGGCCGGAGGGUCAGAGACCGGAGGGCCAAAGACCGGAGGGUCAGAGACCGGAGGGUCAAAGGCCGGAGGGUCAGAGACCGGAGGGUCAAAGGCCGGAGGGUCAGAGGCCGGAGGGUCAGAGACCGGAGGGGCAAAGGCCGGAGGGCCAGAGACCGGAGGGUCAGAGACCGGAGGGUCAAAGGCCGGAGGGUCAGAGACCGGAGGGUCAGAGACUGGAGGGUCAGAGACCGGAGGGUCAAAGGCCGGAGGGCCAGAGACUGGAGGGUCAAAGACUGGAGGGUCAGAGACCGGAGGGUCAAAGGCCGGAGGGACGGCGGGCAUCAGUCCAGAGGGCGGGGAGACCACUGACCCCGAACCGACCGAGGAGGCGGAGGCAGAUAACGACGAUAUCCCAGAGGGAGGCCCGGGCGGGCCAGAGGAAGAAGGGGAGACCGUUGAAGAGGUGGUCAAGCCGGGGCGGGCACAGGCCGGGCCGGAGACGGUGCCGGAGGACGUGGCGGAGAGCAGCCACUUCUUCGCCUACUUGGUCAGCACCGCCAUCAUCGUGGCCGUCAUCUAUGUUGCCUACCACAACAAGCGCAAGAUUAUUGCAGUUGUUGUCGAGGGACGGAGAUCAAAGGCCUCUCGACGGCCAAAGACCACCGACUAUCAGCAGCUGGACCAGAAGAUGUGAAGUGGAUCGGUGGAUGUUCUGUGGAGCCCGCAGCGUCUCGCUGGAGCCGGGCGAUAGCCCCCACACACCCACCCCCCUCGCUGCCCCCUCGCUCCCCCGACCCACACUACAUCCCUGCUACACCCAGGGUCUCUGCGUCUGAUCUGCCCGCUCACGGAACACUGGGGGGAGGGGGUGAUGGGUGAUUGAAGGGGG